CUUAAGACCAUCGCUGUUGCUUGGCCUAUCACUAGACGCUGUCUCGUCCCAGCUACUCACAAUUCUCAUUCUCUACUAGCUCGUCAUAAGCACAAGAUGUCCGCUGCCCCGCUGCCCCCCUUCAAUCGCGAGGCGAAGGCAAAACUCACGGAGAACCCGAACCCGACGUUUGAAUACGGACAAAAGGUCGAGGCGACGGAAGACGGAGAAAGAUGGUUAGAAGGCGAGAAGGCCGGUUGGACUGUGAUCGACACCUCGAAAGAGGAGGCAAGGAAGAUCUACACACUCAUGAUCAGCGGCAUCGUCCCCCGUCCUAUCGCCUUCGUAUCCUCGCUCUCAGAAGAUGGCACUGCGAACCUUGCACCGUUCAGUUGGUUCAACCAGGUCACCCACUCGCCACCGCUUAUCUCGGUGUCCAUCUCCCAGCCCACGAGCGGCCCGAAGGACACGGCGCAUAACAUCAAGACUACGAAGCAGUUCACCGUAAAUAUCAUCAGCGAGCCGUUCAUCGAGAAUGCGAACAUCACUUCGCUCGACUCCCCCGCGAACGUUAGCGAGUGGGAGAUCUCCGGUCUAACUAAGGAGCCGAGCAUUCAUGUCAAGGCUCCGCGAGUCAAGGAGAGCGCGUUCAGUAUGGAAUGCGAGCUAUUCCAAGCGGUAGAUAUUACCCACCCUGACACCGGCAAGCAGACCGGCACACUGAUCCUCGGCCUCGUCAAGUACAUUCACCUCCGGAACGACGUCCUGAACGAGCGCGGGACCGUCGAUUUUGCGAAGCUCAAGCCCAUUGGUCGCCUCGGUGAUAUUUCCUACGCACGCGUGGGCGAUGCGUUCCGUCUCCCACGUCCGGAGUGGGCUGUCGAGGGCGAGAAGAUCAAGGAGUUUCUCAAGACGACGCAGUAGAUUAUGAGAUCAAAGCCUAGCGAAGGCGUCUUUCGCUUUGUAUUGUACACUUUGUUUGUUGUUCGUGACAUAUAUGCAGGCUGAGCGAUCAUGGAAGCC
This is a messenger RNA of Dichomitus squalens LYAD-421 SS1, 1002 nucleotides long. RefSeq lists its product as uncharacterized. Gene Ontology annotation, molecular function: FMN binding. The transcript has 6 exons. Bases 97 to 903 code for a protein of 268 amino acids. The record is from RefSeq and is a predicted model, not a curated record. Lineage: Eukaryota; Fungi; Basidiomycota; Agaricomycetes; Polyporales; Polyporaceae.